ACCAUGGCACCGGGGCUGCCCCUCGGCUCCGUCCUCCUCGCCCUCGCCGCCUGGCUCGGGGGUCCCCGGCUCGGCGCGGCCACCGGAGCAGCGAGCGGCAGGAGGGGCCCGGCGGCCGAUGCGUGCGGAGGGAGGGGCCUGUCAUCAGUGACAAAGAACAACGGACUACUCAAUAUCACCUUUAAAUAUGACAACUGUACACCUUACCUGAACUCAGUGGGCAGACACGUGAUCGGGGACGUGCAGAACAUCACUAUCAGUCAGUAUGCCUGCCAGGAACAGGUUGCUGUGAUGAUACUUUGGACAGCAAAUGCCAUUGGGAUUGAAUACCUGAAAGGAUUUCGAGUAAUACUUGAGGAGUUAAAAUCAGAGGGAAGACAAUGCCAGCAGAUGGUUUUAAAAGAUCCAAAGCAGCUCAGCCCUGGUUUUAAGCGAACAGGAAUGGAAUCCCAGCCCUUUGUAAAUUUGAAGUUUGAAACAGAUUACUUUGUAAAGAUUGUUCCUUUUCCUUCUAUUAAAAAUGAAAGUAAUUAUCACCCAUUUUUCUUCCGAACCAGACCAUGUGAAUUGUUGCUACAGCCAGAAAACCUUGUCUGCAAACCUUACUGGAAGCCAAGGAAUGUGAAUGUUACCCAGCAGGGUUUUAACAUGCAAGUGUCCUUUGAUCAUGCACCUCACAACUUCGGGUUUAGAUAUUACUUUCUUCACUACAAACUCAAGCAUGAAGGGCCAUUUAAGCAAAAGACCUGCAAACAGGAGCAAAACACAGACACUACAAGUUGUGUUCUCCAAAACGUAUCUCCAGGGGAUUAUAUAAUUGAGCUGGUUGAUGACACCAAUACAACAAGGAAAACAAUGCACUAUGCGCUAAAACCAGUGCAUUCCCCGUGGGCUGGACCGAUCAGAGCCAUUGCCAUCACAGUCCCUUUAGUUGUCAUUUCAGCAUUUGCAACCCUUUUCACAGUGAUGUGCCGCAAGAAACAGCAAGAAAAUAUAUAUUCCCAUCUAGAUGAGGAGAGCUCAGAAUCUUCAGCAUAUGCUGCAGGUCUCCAUGUGGAAAGACUUCGUCCCCGGCCAAAAGUGUUCAUCUGCUAUUCCAAUAAAGAUUGCCAGAAACACAUUAAUGUCAUCCAGUGCUUUGCUUAUUUUCUUCAGGACUUUUGUGGCUGUGAGGUGGCUCUAGAUUUGUGGGAAGAUCUAAAAAAUUGUAAAGAAGAUCAGAAGGAGUGGCUUGUUAAAAAAAUGAAUGAGUCCCAGUUUAUCAUCAUUGUAUGUUCCAAAGGAAUGAAAUACUUUGUUGAAAAAAAGAACUGGAAGCACAGAGGGGUAACCAAAGAUGCAGGAAAGGGAGAACUCUUUCUGUUUGCUGUGUUGACUGUUGCAGAGAAGCUUCGUCAAGCAAAGCAGAAUUCAGCUGACCUGUGCAAGUUCAUUGCAGUCUACUUUGAUUACUCCUGUGAAGGAGACAUCCCUGCUAUUCUGGAUCUGAGCACAAAAUACAAACUCAUGGACAAUCUGCCUCAGCUGUAUUCACAUUUACACUCCAGAGAUCUUAGUGGACAGGAUUCAGAGGUGUUUCCCGUUAACAUUAGCAAAAGGAAUUAUUUCAGGAGCAAAUCUGGGAGGUCCCUCUAUGUUGCUAUUUGCAACAUGCAUCAGUUCAUUGAUCAGGAACCAGAUUGGUUUGAGAAACAAUUUAUUCCCUUCCCUCCACCUUCUUUACAUUACUCGGAGCCUGUCAUGGAAAAAUUUGAUUCAGGCUUGGUUUUAAAUGACUUAGUGAAUAAACAGGUGAUGGAUGGUGAUUUUUACCUGAAAACAGAUGUAAAUAUUAUUUCAGCAGGGAAUUCAGACUCUCACUGUAUAAUUCAGCACUUAAACCUUGGAGAAGAUAUAGAAACUCAGGACAUUCAAGGUGGUGGCAGCUCUGUUCUUCAGCCACUGUUACACGUUGUUAAAGCUUCAAAAGACAUGCCUCGAGAUUCUGGAAUCUACGAUUCCUCUGUUCCUUCAUCUGAAUUAUCUUUACCUUUAAUGGAAGGACUAUUGACAGACCAAAUGGAAACAUCUUCCAUUACAGGAAGUGUUUCUUCAUCAUCAGGUUUAGGGGAAGAAGAACCUCCUGUAAUCACUGCUACAAAGUUCUUAGUGCCUGGAAUAUGUAAGGCAGAACUUCAUUGCCACAUCCAUACUGAUGAACUGCAGGCAAUUGCUCCUUUAUAAUCCAUUACAACGUUGUUAUGCAUUGCCACUUUAUCAACAGCUCUGUUUGUGAUUUAACUACCACUGUCUCAGCACUAAACCUACUUGAAGGAACAAAUAGUCCCUGAAGAAGAUCUGUUAGUCCAUUUUUUGUGGCCAGUAAACUUUAAUCUGUUGGUCUUUUUAUAACAAGUCUUUCAUGAUUUGAAAAAUGCAGCGUGGAAGAAUAGAAGCGAAUACAUUUCAGAAUUAUUCCUGUUAUAAUUUAAAUGUCAUGAUAUUACACUGUUUACAGAUGCCAUAAUCAUACUGUUUUUUGCUAGAAA
Molecule: messenger RNA, 2528 nt
Organism: Chiroxiphia lanceolata (lance-tailed manakin)
Lineage: Eukaryota; Metazoa; Chordata; Aves; Passeriformes; Pipridae
Gene: IL17RD
Product: interleukin 17 receptor D
Exons: 13
Coding region: 4-2223 (739 amino acids)
Molecular function (GO): interleukin-17 receptor activity
Source: RefSeq, a predicted model, not a curated record